This is a messenger RNA of Daucus carota subsp. sativus, 2399 nucleotides long. Its product is annotated as probable nucleoredoxin 2. Lineage: Eukaryota; Viridiplantae; Streptophyta; Magnoliopsida; Apiales; Apiaceae. The coding region runs from base 96 to 1844 and encodes 582 amino acids. The transcript is spliced from 5 exons. The record is from RefSeq and is a predicted model, not a curated record.
UGAGAAACUAUAAUAUAGAUAUAGAUAUAGAUAGAUAGAUAGAUAGAUAAGAGCGAAUGUGUAACAUGGGUUCAGUGUAAUCAAUCAAUCUGAAGAUGAAUCUUACAUACGAUCGCGAUAUAUGCCCGGCCGAAUGGGUGGAAAUGGUGAAAGAUGCACAGAUUCGGGACGGGAAGCGUAAGUAUCAACCACCGCCAGAGUCGCCGGAAACUGAAGUUCCAAAGAGGUCAAUUCGCGAUAUUCUCUUAAAUCCAAGUCAUCCAUGGGGCUAUGAUAAACUUGGCAAGACUAACCUAUUCCAUCUUUUCACUGCCGCCGGUACACAAUGCCUGUACACAAGGAAAGGCGAUGCGGUUAGGGUUGACCAACUCCGGGACAAAUUUGUUAUUCUCUAUCUCUUGAGAGAUGAUGUCCGGAAUGUGGCUACUUGUCCAGAAUAUAUACCCGACUUGAUUGAAACUUACCAAAUUUACGGCAAAUCUGAGCUUGAGAUUGUCUUUAUUUGGCUUGGUGAUGACAAGGAGGCUUUUUCUAAUCAGUUCUAUAUGCCGUGGCUUGCUGUCUUACCAGAGGAUGAGAGAACCGUCAAUGUCCUUACGGAGGAGUUUGACUUUAUAGGCCCUGUGUGCUUCCUUCUUUUUGACCGCAAUGGCUUCUUGUGUCUUUAUGAUGCCAGAGCGAACAUCAAUGCUUAUGGUGUCUUAGGCUUUCCUUUUACCCAUGAAAAGAUUGAGGAAGUAGAUAAGGAAGCUGCCAAACUCCUUUCUGAAAUCAUCAAUGGCAAACCAGUUACAUUGCCUGAUAUUUUGGGCGCCCAUGUAAUUUCCCCCACAGGAGACAAGGUACCUACCUCCGACUUAAUAAAUAAGACCGUGGGUCUUUACAUGUUGAAUGAAUAUCCAUCUCGUAUUAUCCUUGAGGAGUUGAAACGUAUCUGUGAGGAUAAGAAAGAGGAUUUUGUCUUAAUUCCCAUCAUCACAUCGUACCAUUCCUCAUGGUCAUGGAUCAGAGCCGGAUGCAGCCAUCUCGAACGUAGCAUCCCUUGGUACACUCUGCCCGCUAUUAAGUGUCGCUACUUGAAUACAGUUUUCCAUAAUAAACUUAAGGAGCCGUAUUUUUCGUCUGGAGCAUGUGAUCUAGUUAUUCUUAAAGGCGAUAAGCAUAUUCCUGUCAGCUAUUUUGCCUUGCACAUCUUUGCGUGCUUUGGAGUUGAUGCCUACCCGUUUACCAUAGAAAACGCCGUGCAAGUGGCAAAGAAGGAACAACAAGGCAACAUAGUACUGAAGGAAAUAUUAUCGUCCAAGUCUAUUUUACGUAGACAAGAUUCGGCCGGCAGUGAGGAAGUGAUCACUGUUUCAGAGCUCGAUGGUAGACAUGUCUUAUUAUUGUUUGGGACUCAUGGUUGUGAGUGGGAAUCAUUUUUGUCUACCAUAAAGAAUUGGUAUGUUGACAAGCCACAUGAUGUUGACUUCGAGAUUAUCUACAUUCAUUUGGAUAUCAGUUUAGAAUCUACUUCCUUCUCAAGCACUAUUGAGAAAAUGCCUUGGGUGGUCCACUCGUCUAAACCAGAGGUUGCAGUUUCCUUGUUCGAGUGUGUGUUUCCCAUAUCUGCACACCUCCCUGCCAUUGCAGCCUUUGGGGUAAAUGGGCAUCUAGAAACAAAAGGAUCAGACUUAGCUUCUAAUGAUAAGUUGGUCUCUCAGUAUCCAUUUAUACAGGCUGAUAUGUAUGAUGAGGUUUAUCAAGAACUAAAAGACGAGCACGGAUGGGACUUGAAAAAUCUCUUUCCCACUCCUGCAGAGAUAGAGAUCAGCUCUUUAAUGUACAGACGGAUUUAUGGAUAAAUCAGUCAGAUGGCGCAAGAAAGAUCAGUUUUGCUAGUCUGACUAAAAGUUUCUUGUUUUUGUAGUCGUAGUCGCUCUCUUUGGCUACAAUUCAAACCCCAUCAGUUAGCUGCUGGAGCUGCAUAUCUUGCUGCAAAGUCUAUGAACAUGGAUCUCACUUCAUCGCAGCAUCUCUGGCAAGUGUUCCAGACACCACCCUCUGUACUUAAAGAUGUCCUCCAGCAAUUAAUGGAGCUCUUUUAGAAGAUAGCAUGGAAGACAAGUACAGUGGGUCAGUGACGUGUGAGUUGUAUCAGUAAUUUUUAGGAUGGCAUGUCGUUCAUAUACAUGAUGUGGGGUCAUCAGUGUUUAGGUGUAUAUAUAUAUAGUAAAGCAGCUAUGAAGGAGAGUUUUUGUUUAGAGAUAAUAUUACUGAUUGAAGGAAAUUUCAAUCUACUGAUGAUGCUCAUAUUGCUGUGAGUAAAGAUUAUAAAUUUACUGUGUUUCUGUAAUCUUUUGGCUACCUUAUGACAUGAAUCUUGUUUAAUUCGUUUUGUUUGAGAAGUGUUUAGCACU